AUGAUAAGGAGAAGAAGGGAGCGUUGGUCGUUUUCUCUACUGGUCAUAGCGGCGUGUCUGACCGCUGGCUUUGGACAAGAGCUGCCCACGAAUGGGGUGAAUGGAUACAGCCUGCACCCACCGUAUUUCAACCUGGCGGAGGGGACGAAAAUCACGGCUACGGCGACGUGUGGCGAAGACGAGAGCGGCAGAGCGGUGCAUGACCUGUACUGCAAGCUGGUGGGAGGCCCUGUGUCCGGGGACCCCAGUCAAACCAUCCAGGGCCAGUACUGUGACAUCUGCAUCCCAGGGGACACUGACCGCGCCCACCCCAUCACCAACGCUGUGGACGGGACGGAGCGAUGGUGGCAGAGCCCGCCCCUUUCCAGAAACACCGAAUUCAACCAGGUCAACGUCACCCUGAACCUCGGACAGCUCUUCCAUGUGGCCUACGUUCUGAUCAAGUUUGCCAACUCUCCGCGGCCCGACCUCUGGGUCCUGGAGCGCUCCAUAGACCACGGACAGACCUACCAGCCCUGGCAGUUCUUUGCUUCCUCAAAGAGAGACUGCAUCGAGCGCUUUGGCCAGAGGACUAUCGAGAGAAUCAACAAUGACGACGACGUCAUCUGUACUACAGAGUACUCCCGCAUUGUGCCUUUGGAGAACGGAGAGAUCGUCGUGUCCUUGGUGAACGGUCGUCCUGGAGCUAUGAACUUCUCCUACUCCCCGGUGCUGCGAGAGUUCACCAAAGCCACCAACAUCAGACUGAGGUUCCUGCGCACCAACACUCUGCUGGGUCACCUGAUGGGCAAGGCUCUGCGGGACCCCACCGUCACACGCAGGUACUACUACAGCAUCAAGGACAUCAGCAUCGGAGGACGCUGUGUUUGCAACGGUCACGCCGAGGCCUGCAACGCCCAGGACCCCAACGACCCCUACAAGCUCCAGUGCGACUGUCAACACAACACCUGCGGCGUGUCAUGUGACCAGUGCUGCCCCGGCUUCAACCAGUUACCAUGGAAACCAGCCACAACCUACAGCGCUAAUGAGUGUGAACCUUGUAACUGCCACCGUCACUCAUUCGACUGCUACUACGACCCUGAGGUGGAGCAGAGGAGGGAAAGUCUGGACGCCCACGGACACUUGAGAGGAGGAGGUGUCUGUCUCAACUGCCAGCAUCAUACGACUGGGGUGAACUGUGAGCGCUGUAUUCCAACCUUCUUCAGAUCUCCUCAACACAGCAUUGAGUCCCCACUGGCCUGUUCACCUUGCGACUGCCGCUCCGAGUUCUCAGACGGCACAUGUGAAGACUUCACUGGCCGAUGUUUUUGUAAACCCAACUACUCCGGAGAGAACUGCGAUUCCUGUGCCAGCGGCUUCAUCAACUUCCCCGAGUGCUACCCCAUUCCCACAUAUCCAACCACCAACAACAACGGAGAGGCCAAACCAGCUGGGGAGAUUAUCAAUUGUGAGUGCAGUGCUGCAGGGACCGUGGAUAACUCAUGCAGACCAGACCCCAGGACCAGGACCUGUGUGUGUAAACCCGGCUUCACUGGAGACCACUGUGACACUUGCGCUCCAGGCUUCCAUGGACUCAACUGCCAAGCCUGUCAGUGCUCCGGUCCCGGUUGCCAGGAUGGGUCAUGUGACUCAAUAACAGGACAUGGGGUCUGCCGUAGCGGUUUCCAAGGUUACGAGUGUGACAGAUGUGGCCCAGGGUACUUCAACUACCCCCUCUGCCAACUCUGUGGCUGCAGCAGUAUCGGUUCGAUCCCAGAGGUUUGCGAUGCCUCCGGUCGCUGUCUUUGUAAACCAGAAUUCACUGGACCCAGGUGUGAACAGUGCCGCUCCGGAUUCCACUCUUACCCAAACUGUGAAGUUUGCAGUUGUGACCUGCGCACGGCUCUGGACUCGUCCUGUUCUUCUUCAGGACACUGUCAUUGUCGCCCAAACUACAGCGGUGCGUCCUGUGAGCAGUGCGCCCCCGGCUUCUACGGCUUCCCCAGCUGCUCCCCUUGCCAGUGCUCUGCAGAAGGCUCCCGCUACAGCAGCUGCGAUCAGGAGAGCGGCCAGUGCUCGUGUCUGCCCCGUGUGGUGGGGCAGAGGUGUGACAGCUGUGCUCACGGGGCGUAUGGAUUCCCACACUGCCAAUCGGGCACCUGCCAUCCUGCCGGCUCAGUCCAGUAUGUGGUGCCGCCUCCAGUUGGCCAGUGUGAAUGUCGCUCAAACGUGGAAGGUCCAGCCUGUGACCAGUGCAAAGCUCUGUUCUGGAACCUGUCCCCGGACACUCCUGACGGCUGCUCCAGCUGCGAAUGCAACGUGGCUGGUACUGUGAGUGGAGUUGCUGAAUGUGCACAGGAAACCGGCCAGUGUCACUGCAAACCCAACGUGUGCAGUGGAACCUGCUCCACGUGUAAAGACGGGUUCUACAACCUGCAGGAGCACAGCUACUUUGGAUGCCAAGGGUGCCAGUGUGACAUCGGAGGAGCAGCUGGACAAUCUUGCGGAGAGAGAAACGGACGUUGUCGGUGUCGACCCAACGUAGAGGGACCCAAAUGUAAUCUCCCACGCCCUGAUCAUUUCUUCCCGGACUUGCAUCACCUGAAGUUUGAGAUCGAGGAGGGCACCAUGCUGGAUGGGAGACCGGUCCGCUUCGGGUACAACCCUGUGGAGUUCAGGGACUUCAGCUGGAGAGGGUACGCCCAGAUGACCCCAAUUCAGUCCCGGGUGGUGGUGCAGGUCUCGGUCGGCUCUCCAGACCUGUUCAAAGUCAUGCUGAGGUUCUUGAACAGGGGAGGUGCUCCGGUGUGGGGCCGAGUCACCAUCCUGGAGGAGGCGUGGCAUUACUACUGCCACCACUACUUUAUGAUAGGAGAGGACAAACCCGCGGUGAAGCUGCAGGUGUUUGUGAGUGAGGCCGACGUGUAUCUCACUCGCUUCAUCUUCAGAUACGUAAACACUGAGGGCACCACCGCCAACGGUAAAAUAACGGCCUAUCAGGUCAAAGGCUCCGAACAGUCCAAACAGAUCGUCUUUGCCCCCAGCGCUGAGCCCACUUUUGUGAACGUCCCACAGAACAACUUUGUGGAGCCGUUUGUUCUGAACCCCGGAUCCUGGACCGUGGUCAUCGAGGCCGAGGGCAUCCUGCUCGAUUACCUGGUGCUCCUCCCCAGUGCUUAUUACGAGGCUCCAAUUCUACAAAUCAAAGUCACUGAUCCCUGCACCUACGGCUCCGCGCCCGAAGUCAACCAAAACUGCCUGCAGUACACGUACCUCUCUCUGGACUCGUUUCCCUACAUCUCUGGUAAUGAUGCGAGCUGCAGGAACGACAACCACCUCCCUCGGCCCUGUCCCACGGAGAGAGUCACCCCCCGACACCCGGACAUGGCCGUCUGCAGCGGCUUUGAUAUCAGCAUCGAGCUCCGCAGUCACCUGCCAGCUCCAGGAGAAUACAUCCUGGUGGUGGAGUUUUCCAGUGAAGAGGAGCUCCCACAGACCCUGUCUGUGUCCGUGAACGAGCCCAGAGCCCGCGACCAUCACAGCAGCCUCACCCUGUUGCACUGCAAAUACAGCUUCCUGUGUCGAGCCGUUGCCGUUGACGUCCAAAACCGCGUGUCCGUUUUCUUCCUUCCCGCCGACGCAGAGGUUCUCCUAAGUGCAGAUCGGACCAGCUUCUUCCUGCACAAAGUGUUCCUGGUGCCGAAGGACCGGUUCUCCAUGGAGUUUGUGGAGCCUAAAGUGAACUGUAUCAGCACACACGGACAGUUCGCUCCAGACAUCUUGUCCUGUGUCCCCUCCCGGUUCCAGACGCCCUCCAACUCCCUGGUGCUGAAGGAGGGCCAGAGCUCAUCCAUGCAGGAGCCCAUCCAGGCCUUCCCCGCGGAGGCCUUCCCCUUGCCCUCCCCUCACGGAGCUCAGGGAGACCAGACCUGGAGCAGAACUGAGAGGCCUCCACUGGGGGCUGACAACGCAGACCACAUCAGGCUCGACUCUGUGCAGAAUGCAGCUGUGUACUCCACUCGUGUCCAAGCUUUGGGCAGAUAUGUGUUCAUCCUUCAUUACCACCAGCCCCUGCACCCCUCCUACCCUCUGCAGGUCUACAUCAACGGGGGACGUGUCUGGCAAGGUCAGACCAACGCCUCGUACUGCCCUCACGCUUUUGGCUGCAGGAACGUCCUCGUAGCUGAAAACCAGAUCAUUUUGGACGUCACGGAUCACGAAGUCUUUCUCACUGUUCAGAUCCCUGCUGGAAAAACUCUGUGGCUGGAUUAUAUGCUGGUCGUGCCGGAGUCGUCCUACAGCUCCAGUUAUCUGUACGAAGAACCAAUGGACAAAUCCUAUGACUUCAUCACAACCUGUGGCCAGAAAAGCUUCUAUAUCAAUCCAACUGCAGCCUCUCCGUUCUGCUUGAGUUCUGCUGUCUCCCUCUCUGCCUUCUUCAACAACGGGGCCAUGCCGUGUGCGUGCCAUGAGGUGGGGGCGGAGAGCGACUCCUGCGAGCCGUUUGGGGGCCAGUGCCGUUGCAGACCUAAUGUGAUUGGACGAGACUGCUCCAUGUGCGCCACAGGCUUCUGGGGGUUCCCCAACUGCAGACCCUGUAACUGUGGCACCAGACUGUGUGAGCCGGUGACUGGAGACUGCAUCUGCCCUCCCCGCACUCUGCUGCCCGAGUGCGUCCAGUGUGAGCCGCAGGCAUUUGGCUGCCAUCCGGUGGUCGGAUGUGAGAUUUGCAACUGCUCCAGAGCUGGCAUCCUGUCCCCCGAGGCCAGCUGUGACCAUCUCAGUGGCCAGUGCAGGUGUAAGGACAACGUUGUGGGUCGGCAGUGUGACCGCUGCUCUCCUGGGUUCUAUGGUUUUCCAAACUGCAGACCGUGUGAUUGUAACGACGCAGGGACAGAAGAGGACGUGUGCGACUCCUUUACCGGACAGUGUCUCUGCAAGGAGAAUGUCCAAGGGCCUCGCUGUGACCAGUGCAGAGUGGGCACCUUCCACCUGGACCCCACCAACCCCAAAGGCUGUACCAGCUGCUUCUGCUUCGGUGCCACUGACCGCUGCCGCAGUUCUGACAAGAGGCGCGUGGAGAUCAUGAACAUGCAGGGCUGGGUGCUGCUGGGAGCCGACAGACAGGAAGUGCCUCUGAGUGUGUAUCCGGGACAGGACCUGGUGGAGGCUGAUAUCACAGAUGUCCCGGAUAUUUACCAGGACCUCCACUGGCACGCGCCAAAGACGUAUUUAGGAGACAAGGUGUCUUCUUACGGCGGCUCUCUUAGAUACAGGCUUCACACUCAGACCAUGAGAGGAGACGCUCUGCUCCCGGCUGAGUCCUCCAGGCCCGACGUCAUCCUUAAGGGGAACAAAAUGACUCUAGUAUUCAUGGAGAGAGAAUACCCCUCUGCCGAAGACCCACACAGUGGAAUUGUGCACAUUGUGGAGGGCAGCUUCCUUCACGCUCAGACUGGCAAUGCUGUGUCUCGAGAGGAGCUGAUGAUGGUGCUGGUCUCGCUGGAGUCUCUUCAGAUCCGGGCGCUUCACUCGCAGUCGGCCCACUCCGUGUCCAUCCGAGGAGCCGUGCUGGAGGGGGCCGAGACCCAACCCUCGGGACGACAUGCUAACAACGUGGAGAUCUGCAUGUGCCCCGCCAACUAUCAAGGAGACUCCUGCCAGAAUUGUGCUCCCGGUUUCUACAGAGACACCAUCGGUCUGUUUUUGGGUAAAUGUGUGCCUUGUAACUGCAACGGACACUCAGACCAGUGUUUGGACGGAUCUGGCAUCUGUGUGAACUGCCGUCACAACACCGCGGGCGACCACUGUGAGAAGUGUCUGGGUGGUUUCAUGGGUAACAACUCGCUGGACGGUCAGGCGGUGUCCUGCUCCAGCUGCCCCUGUCCUCUCAGCGUCUCCUCCAACAAUUUUGCAGAAGGCUGCGUGCAGAAGAGCGAACGGAUGCAGUGUCUGUGUAUGCCCGGAUACGCAGGCCCCCACUGUGAACGGUGUGCCCCAGGGUACUACGGGAACCCCAUGGUGAUCGGGAGCAGGUGCGAGCCGUGCCAGUGUAACGGCAACACGGACAGUAACAUGCUUUUCACCGACUGCCACCCUCUGACCGGAGAGUGUCUGGGCUGCAUGCACAACAGCGCCGGACCCCACUGUGAGCUGUGUGCCCCUGGGUACUAUGGAGACGCCAUCCACGCCCAGAACUGCACCAAAUGCAGCUGCUCUCCCUGUGGUACUGACUCAUGUGACCCACACACGGGACAGUGUCGAUGCAAACCCGGAGUCACCGGCCGUCUCUGCGAUUGCUGUGAGGAUGGCAUGUUUGGCUUCGACUCCUGCUCUGGCUGCCGUGUCUGUGACUGUGAAGCCUCGGCUGCUCUGCUCCAGCCCUGUGACCCUCAGACCGGGGCCUGCUCCUGUCAGCCCGGAGUCAAUGGCCCUAACUGCAAACAGUGUGCACCCGGACACUGGGACUACACGCCUGAGGGAUGCAAGAAGUGUAACUGCAGAGGGGGCCGCUGUGACCCCAGAACAGGGGAGUGCCGCUGUCCUGACGGGAUGACGGGAAAACAGUGUGACGUCUGCACAAACAAGUACAGCGUGCCCAUGGAACACCACCACACCAUGCACUGUGAACCCUGUGACAGCUGUGUGAUCGUUCUGCUGGAGGAUUUGGAUAAGAUGAACGGGAACUUUUCAUCCGUGUCUGCUCAGCUCCAGAACCUGAACGCCAGCUCCAUCGCUUGGGCCCAACUGGACAACCUCAACAAGACCAUGGAGGACAUCUCUCGCUCCAUUGACAACUACAACAGCAGUCUGGACACGAGUAGAGACCGAGCCGACCUGCUGGAGGCUGAGGUCGCUAAUAUCAACUCUGACAUUGAUGAGUUACAAGACAAGGCAUCGGCAAUGAGUGAGCGCGCCGGAAACCUUGGGGACAGAACAAACUCGACUCACCAGAAAGCAGAGGACUUACUGUCUUUCAUCAACAACAUAACAAUGAAUAUUAAUGACAUUCUCUCCAUGUCAAACCGCUCGCUGAAUACCACAGAGGAAGACCAGGAUGACGAUGAGAGAGCGAGGAUGAUGAACCAGGUGGCGGCCAUGCUCCGGGAGAUGAGGUUCAGGAGCUGCAGCGGACAGAAGAAAAUUGCCGAACACGAGAAGACACAGGCACAGAAGUUGUUGGACCGUGUGUAUGAGCAGCUGGCAGACAAACACCUGCAGAAUGAAAACACCACUCAAUUGAUCAAAGACAGACUCAACAAGUUCAACUCUCUAAUGAUGGACCUCAGGGACGCCCUCAACGACGCCGUCAACAACACGGCCCGAGCCGAGGACAUCAACACCAACAACGAGAAGGGCAUAGAGGAUCAGCAGCGGAGAGUGAAUGAGCUGGUGUCGCAGGAGAAGGAGGUGAAAGAGCAGCUGCAAAUGGCUGAAGACAACAUUGCUAACGUCAACAACCUCCUCUCCAUGCUCCAAGACUCCAAAGAGGAGUACGAGCAUCUGGCCGCCCAGUUGGAUGGAGCGAGGAUUCCGCUGGCAAACAAAGUGGACAGUUUUGCUUGGACAGAUUCCAAAAUCCCUCUGGUGGAACAGGCCGAGAGACACGCUGCGAUGCUGGACGAGCUCGCCAUGAAUAUCUCCAAUUUGGUUGAAGGCACAAAGAAGGAUGGUUUUGUGGAUGUGACUAAAUCUUAUAAUAAGAUCAUCAACAGCAUCAAAGAGGCGGAGGACGCAGCCAACAUGGCCAACAAAGCUGCUACUGAGGCACUGGAGUUGGGGACUGUGGCGACAGCAGAUGGCUCCUCCUCCCCCUCGAGAGGAGACGGCGCCCCGGUCAAACCGAAUGUGAAGAACCAGGACUUGGGUCAGAUCGCGGCCUCUCUGAAGAACCACAGCAUGGAGCUGAAGGACGAGGUGGAGAAACUCGACGAUGAACUCAACAACGAGCUAAACCCGCAGCUGGAGGACGCCAAGCAGAGACUGGAAGACGUCAAAGACAAACAGAAAAAUGUGACGAUGGAACUGGAGAAUAUUAUAAACAACAUGAACUUCACCACAAAUGUGAGUAAGGUGAUCCAGGAGGCUAAAGACACCGCAGAACAAGCUAACAACACGGCUACAUCCGUCAACGAUGCACUUCGCCCGAUCAAAGAGCAACUGGACAAGUGGCAGAAGACGUAUGGAGACGCCAACGCCACCAACACAGACAUCAACAACGCCCUGUCAGAGGCCAACAAGACCGUAAACAUGUUGGGAGACACGGUUCCUCUGCUCCUCAAGAAACUGGACAAGCUGCAGAACCACUCUGCUCACAUGCCAAACAUCUCCGAGAGCAUCAACCGCAUCAGAGAGCUCAUUCAGCAGGCCCGCAACGCCGCCAGCAAGGUGGGCGUCCCGGUGAAGUUCAACGGCACUUCUGGAGUCCAGGUGCGAAACCCAUCCAACCUGGCCGACCUGGCGGCCUACACCAACCUCCAGUUCUACAUCACUCUGCCAGAGACAACGGCACGCAAGAGACGCCAGGACGAGCUGAGCAAGCAGUUUGUCUUCUACCUCGGCAACAAGGACUCGUCAAAGGAGUUCCUGGGCAUGGCUCUGGAGGGACGGAGGCUGCGCUGGUUCUUUAACACCGGAGGAGAGACCGCAGAGGUCCUGAUGGCUGAAGACGUGAAAGCCGAUGGAAACUUCAACAGAGUGGUGCUGGAGAGGAUCCUGCAGUACGGUCUGAUGUCCAUGUCCUCUGAGGCCGACGGGGACCAGAUAGCGACCAAAGCCUACGUGGAGGCUGGAGGAGACCAGGGCCUGCUCAGCCUGCUCACUGACGACACAGUGUUCUACGUGGGAGGCUACCCCAGCUCCUUCAAGCCUCCUCCAGAACUGGCUCUGCCAAACUUCAAAGGCUGCAUUGAGCUGGACACUCUGAACGAGGAGGUGCUGAGUCUGUACAACUUUGAGAAAAUCAUCAAGCUGAACACGACUGAGGACAAACCGUGCGGCCGGCUGAAGCCGCUGCUGACUCAAGCCUGGGUGAACGACGCAGCGUACUUUGAUGGCUCCGGCUUCGCUAAAGUUGCCUUCUCCGACGAGGGCGGGUCCCGGGUUCAACGCUUUGAGCAGGAAAUCAAGCUGGUCUCUCACCACGGCAUCAUCCUCAUGCUGCAAGACCAGGACAAGUUCCUGUGUCUGGCUGUCCAACGCGGCCGCCUCGUGGUCUUGUACGACUUUGAUGGUAAAAUGAUGGAAUUGACGCCGAAAGAACCCAACUCCCCGUUCAUGAAGAUCAGCGACGGAGAUGCCAAUGCUCUGGAGGUCAUCAUCGUCCGCUCAUCCACUCCGAACCGUUUGGUGGUGAGGAACAGCAGGAUCACUCUCUACUCCGAGCUCCUGGACGUGCCACUCUUCAGCUCCUCCUACUUUCUGGGAGGCGUCCCUGAGGACAAGAUGCCAGCGGCGCUGAAGUCAGCUUUCCCGAAGCAGGGCUCGGUGAAAGGAUGCUUCCGGAACGUCAAAGCUCUGAAUUCUCAUAUCGACCUGAAGAGAAUGGUCAGCACCGGAGUGAGCUUCGGCUGCGACAACGAUCUGCUGGUGGGGCGUGAGGCUCACUUCUCUGGACAGAGUUACCUGGACCUGGACUUGACCAACGUCCCGAGUCUCAGAAACAACUUCUACAGCAGCCUAAGCUUCAGGACGGACCAGAAAGAGGGUCUGAUGUUCUACCACCAAGACUCUGAGGGUGUGUGUCAAAUCUUCUUGAACGAGGGCCAUGUUGUGGUGCGAGCGGGAAACAGCCAAGUGAAGACUCAGAAGACGUACAACGACGACAACACACACUACAUUGCGAUGUACAACAACAUCAACGGGAUGCGUGUGUACAUGGACGACGUGUUGGAGAAAUCUAAGGACGGCAUCUCCAUCAGCAGAGCCCCAGCAGGAGGCGCUGCAGCCCUGGGCGUCACAUACCUGGGAGGGACCCCUGACAUGGGCCUGGCCAACCUCACCGGCUGCAUCAGCAACGUGUUUGUGAGGAGAGACGCCAGUCAUCAGAUGGUGCUGGAUCUGCUCAAGGCCAAAGAAAACAUCAAUGUUCCCAUGAAGUGUCCUGCAGCCAAGAAACCUCAGGAGAUCAGAGCGACGCCUCCCAAGCCCAGCAAGCCCAAGGGUAAGAACAGGAAGCCGUCUGGGUCUCGCAGCAGGAACACCAGGGACUCGUGUCAGUCGGAGCAGGCGCAGGUGGAGCCCGGAGCCUCGCACUUCAGCGGAUCAACUCACAGCUUUCACAAAUACGACUCACUGACCCUCAACUCACUGCCUCACAUCUCGUUGGGCCUGAGAAUAAACUCAUCUGACGGCCUGCUCCUCCACGCAGCCGGGGGGCGCCGCAGUAAAACGUUGUUGUCUCUGAGUGUUUCUGACGGACACCUGCAGCUGCUGCUGGACGGAGGGAAGAAGAAAAUCAGUCUGCGCAGCCGCAACAAGUACAACGACAACCAGUGGCACACGGUGUUCAUCAAGCGUGAAGGAGACAAGCUGAGUCUGGUGGUGGACGGCAUCAGUGCUCAGUCCAAGAGGAUCCCAGGAGGAGACAAGACCAAACUGUCCGGACCUCUGUACGUGGGAGGACUGCCCCCCACCCUCAGUGCUCCCGGCUCCAGUGGGUUUGUGGGCUGUGUGAGAGAGCUGAAGCUGAACGAUUCCCCGGCAGGACGUCCCACUCUGACCCAGGGGACCGUGCCCUGUUUCCAGCAGCCGCUUCAGUCCGGAGCAUACUUCUCUGGAGAGGGAGGUCACAUGACCCUAGCGGAGUCUCUGCAGCUCGGAGCAGACUUCCACAUCGAGCUGGAGGUGCGGUCUGUCUCCUACUCCGGACUCCUGUUGCAUUCUGGGACAUCGAGCAGCUACUACCUGAGCGUGGUGCUGAACCAAGGAGAGGUGCUGCUGUCGAUGAACAGCGGUGGAGGAGACAUGUUCAGCUCCUUGUCUCCUGAAGAGCCGCUAUGUAACGGUCGCUGGCACAUCAUCACAGUGGUGAAGAAGAGCAACGUCCUGACCCUCCAGGUGGACGCCCUGUCCGAGCAGAGCGUCGGCCCCAAACACAGUUCCUCCUCUGGGGCCAAGGCGGCUGUGUACUUGGGGGGAGUCCCAGGUGGCGUGGCGGUUCCAAAGCUGCCUGAAAAGCUGCCUUCAUUCCAUGGCUGUGUCCGCGUGGCCUCGCUCAACCACCGGGCGGCGCUGUUGUCCAAACCCCUGUCUCUACACGGAGCAGUGGGUUCUCAGGGCUGCCCCCGCGUCUAA
Messenger RNA from Knipowitschia caucasica, 11274 nucleotides. The record is from the annotation of a GenBank genome assembly. NCBI's taxonomy places the organism in Eukaryota, Metazoa, Chordata, Actinopteri, Gobiiformes, Gobiidae.